Messenger RNA from Medioppia subpectinata, 1677 nucleotides. The record is from the annotation of a GenBank genome assembly. Lineage: Eukaryota; Metazoa; Arthropoda; Arachnida; Sarcoptiformes; Oppiidae.
AUGACUAAACCGGUGGCUGAAUCUGAUCCGCAAAAGUGUGAUAAGUGUUACGAAACUGUUGAGAAUCAGGAGCUGAUCCUGAAGAUAAUCCAAGACAAACUCAACGAAUGCAAUGAAUUAAAAAAGCGUGACAACGAUUCAGACACUGAAAGUGUUAAGUAUUGCUGUGUGUGUAAGAAGUUUACCACCGAUUCUCAAGAGUCGGACGGAGUUUAUAACAAAUACAAGUCAAAAGAUGGCAAUCCGGCCAACAGUUACGGAACUAUUAAUCCGGUGGUCGUUAUCAACAUGUUUAAGGAUGAGGACCACAUCGGGGCCGGAGGUGUCAUCAAUGAAGCCUUUCUCAACAACGAAGACAACACUCACUUUGAUUUGAGAAUUAUUCCCGAAGUGAGCGAAGAAUACCAAAUGGAUCCGACUCUAGAGAGACCCACACCUAUUGGUGACAACCCUUUUGGCCAUUCGGACAAAUGGAGGACAGCGUCGAGGAAAUCAAUGGCAUCGACAAAGUCUCACAAUUCAACACAAUUGCGAACAAUGACUCCGUCCGCGAGACGGAGGUCUUCGGCCAUCACUUCCAAUGCCAGUGAAAAGCGAAGGGAAAGCAUAAGGAAUAUGUUGUUUGGAGACCCGGAGCUCUCACUCCGACGAUUCAGUCAAGACAUUAGAAGCACUCUUAAUGAGGAAAAAGAAUUGAGCGAUGAAUACGAAACCUAUAAAGUUAUAUUCCUUCAGGUCUUUCUCCCAUUUCUUAUCGCAGGUUUUGGUAACGUUGGCGCCGGUCUUAUACUUGAUUAUGUCCAACAUUGGGAUGUAUUUCAAAAUGUGUCCGAACUGUUUAUUUUGGUCGCUUCAUUUCUGGGUUUUAAAGGCAAUUUGGAGAUGACAUUAGCGGCCCGACUGUCCACUCAGGCAAAUCUGGGUAAUUUGGAUAAACCGUGCCAACAGUGGGGAAUGGGUGUGGGAAAUAUUAUCCUGAUCCAAUGUCAGGCGAUAGUGGUCGCCCUUUUGGCCGCAAUAUUUGCCAUUUUAGUCAAUAUACUCAAGGAUUGGGAGUUUCAAACCGAUCACUGUUUACUGAUUUGCGCCACGAGUCUCAUCACGGCGUCGGUCACCGGCUUUCUUCUCGCAUCUCUUAUGAUAGCAGUGAUAAUACUCGCCCGCAAAGCGGGUGUCAAUCCUGACAACUGCAGUACAUUAAUCGCAGCCUUUUUGGGCGACAUAUCGGCGGUAGUGAUGUUGUCCGGAACCGCUAAACUACUAUACAAUGUCCGUCACAUCCAAUGGAUUGCCCCCACAUUUAUAGUCAUUUUCUUAGCACUGCUUCCUUUCUUUAUAUUUAUCGCUAAGAAUAACGAAUACACCAGAGAUCUGAUCGACAGGGGAUGGUAUCCAAUCAUUAUAGCGAUGUUUGUCUCAAGUAUUGGUGGCUUUAUAUUUGAUUUUGCGGUCAGUAUUUUUGAAACGAUAGCCAUAUUCCAGCCCAUAAUCAAUGGCGUCGGCGCCAACUUAGUUGCCGUUCAGGCGAGCAGAAUCUCCACAUAUUUGCAUCAGAGGUGCGCUUUGGGCGAAAAACCUCCCAUUAGUUGUAAAGUGAAUACAGAUAUUUGUCAAUUACCUCAUCAUGUAUUUAUGGGCUCAAAUACAAACGUGAGAACCGCUAGACUGUUGCUAAUA